CCGAUCCUCUCUCAACUUAGUUCACCGUACUCGUUUUCCAGGACGUGUCCUUCGUUGCUUCGAUCCUUUCCGUCCACAGGCCCAAACAGUGCUUUGACAACACUGAAGGAUCGAUAACCUGCCCGUUUGGCAAAUGGAUAUCAUAUAAGACCAGUCCCAGUCCUGAAUCUGCUGUUACUUAUCCCGGAAGUACCGCCCUAGACGGUUGUCAAAGCCAGGACAACAUUUCACUCGUCUUCGCACACUUGUCGCAAAUCAGAAUGUCGCAAUCAACAAUAGAAACGCAAUCCGUUUUCGAUCGGCUGAACGCCGUGGCCUUGAACUCCAAAGGUCCUGUGAUAUCAGCAUCGCCAGUAGCCGUGGCUAUCAAUGGAACGUUGCAAGACAUCAAUUUAGCCGACUCCAAUAUCUUCUUGCCCGUGAAAACCUCAGACAAGUUCUUGGAGCACACUAUCGGCUAUGCGGUUCAGGAACAGGCGUAUAUUGCCAAAAUGAACUAUCUUUUGGAGGAGGGUGAAAAGCUGCUGUCCAGUCUAUACAGCUACCGAAGUUGCAGCAGAGCAAUACCCCAGGUGCAAAGCAACGAUCAGACGAACCGGCUCGAGAUGUACGAAACGACUUUCACUGUCCUCCAACCGGAGGUGAACAAAAUGCGAAAGUUCAUGGCAUUCAGGGAUGCCGCCAUCACCGGCGUGACGGAUAUCUUUGCGAAGCUGAUCCCGAAAGCACGGGACACUGAGCUAUUCGCAAGCACGCAGUACCUAGAGGCCUCUGCACGGUUACUGGACAUGUUCGUAAUUAUGGACGCCAUGAAGAAUGUGAAGGGAUCCAUGAACAACGACUUUUCAAUGUACCGGAGGGCUGUGCAGAGUUCCAAUAGAGAUAUAAGCGAAGACGAAACGGUGAUGCAACACAAGCUGUAUUCCUUCCUCGCCAAUCAGGACCAGUACUCCUCCGAGCUGAAGACCCGCCUAGCGACGCUUCCACCCACCUAUGAAGAAAUCAUAAUAGAGAUGAUGGAAUUGUGCGCGACUCGGCUCGAGACGUCAGAUUUCAUACCGGCGAGGACAAAGCAUACGUACUAUCGGGCUAUAGCUUUUGCGCUGUACUUGCUGGACGGCGCAGGAGAUGACCAUGAUAUCACAAAGCGGAAGAAGUUCAAAAUUGAGCGCUUUGGGAAGCUGUUCAAGGCGUGCCCUGUAGUGCCACUUUUCGCCGAUCAAUAUGUCUUCCUAUCGACCAUCUAUGGGAAAGCCCCUCACUUGGGGAACGUCAAGUGGGAAGAGACGGACGAAACUGCAAAAGCGGCCCUGGCGAGGACUUACAGUUUAGCUUUGAAUGUGGAUGCUACGCGACAAGAGUACACCGACAACAUGUCGUCGUUGAAGCGAGCGGUCAACAUUCUACGUUCAUCGGAGAUUGUGGCGGCACAGACAGUGCUAAAGGACGUGUAUACCAUUGUGGAGCAGUCUGUGAAGCUUCUCGUGCGGACAUCGACAAAGGUGUUGGAGCAGAGUGCAUGGAAGUAUGCGAAUCCCGUCAACCCGCAACUGGUGCCGUCAAUACCAGCGGAAGCCUUCUCAUAUGAGCUGGCGGUUCGUUAUAACUACAGCGUCGAGGACAAACGGGCAUUGAUCGAGUACAUAGCGAUGAUCAAAAACCUGACAACAACGCUCCUCGACCUCGAACCCGCAAUUCUCGUAGCGAUUAACCAGCACAUCUAUGCAGACAUCCAGCAAUUCGUCAAUCUGAAACUGAAUGACUAUCAUGCUCACGCUAGCAAGAAGAAGAGGGCUGUUGCUUCUAUCAUGAAACACCUCCGCGAUAUCCUGCUCCAACCGGCGGAGGAGGUUAGGGAGAGUAGGAUAAAGGAUUCGCCCAAGCCGCAUUCGAUUUCGCCAACGCAGCUACAAAUGCUAUGCACCGUCCUUCACCUUUGCUUCAGCGACAAAGCAAAGGGCAUGAAAGGCGGCCUGAUGAAGGAAAAGGAUUUCAAAGAUGCUCAAGUGGCUGAGGUCGAUGCCUUCUUGGCGAGGACGGCGCUGUACUUCCCGAUGUUGAAUCUGGAAGGCACUGUGCAGCAAGUCGGAAAUCUGGCAAACUUGUGGUUUAAGGAGUUCUAUUUGGAAUUGAGCAAGAAAGUCCAGUUUCCCAUCAGCAUGUCGCUUCCAUGGCUAUUAACGGAAUCGAUACUGGAGAGUAAUGACACCGAGAUGCUGCAGUACACCUUCUAUCCAUUCGAGCUCUACAAUGACUCUGCUUUCCGGGCAUUGUAUUACCUGAACAGCAAGUUCAUUUAUGACGAAAUCGUCGCUGAGGUCAGCCUGUGUUUUGACCAGCUGAUUUUCAAAACGAGCCAGAAAAUGUAUUCGCACUUCAAGAAAGCAGCUGGAGCAAUCGUUCUAUCCUCCGAUCUAAAAGGCGACAUGAAUCUGGCUCACAUGGACUUUGCGCUGGGCACAUACGCUCCGAUUCUGCAACAGAAGAACUAUCAGCUGCUAGGCCGUUCCCUAAACAUUCCCGACCUCAUCGCCAACAUGAUGAACACUUAUCUCCGCAAAUCCAUCGAUAUCGCUAUAAGUCGUUAUGAAGCGAGCGAUUUCACGCAUAUCAUGGAUCUGGAAACACUCAUCCGCACGGUUCACACAACCCACAAGCUCCUAUCCGAGUACAUGUCUCUGGACCCAUUCGAAGACAUGCUGGCCGAGGUGGAUGAGGCGAUGACGUUGGGUGCGGCGAAUGGACGGAUCGUGACGCACACCAUCGCCGAGUUGGUGUACGAUGUGAUGCCGAACUAUACGUUCAACAACGUCACGAAUAGGUUCUUGCGGGGACCCGAUCCAUUCACAAAGCCGAUAUCCAGGAAUAACCUUUCGAAAGCGCUAGUAUUCCAUUUGUAUGGUUCCAAGGCUCAGUCCGUAGCAUUCCAUGCUCAAAACGGAAUAUUCAAAGGCUACAUGGGGGAAGAACACUUCCAUUCCCUCGUUCGUCUGGUGGGCAAGACGAGCGUUGCAGCGAUAACCGCCGAGCUUGCUAGGCAGGUUAACGCUAUGAUUACAGACACUUUGAGCGCAUACAUUCGUGAGAUAGCAAAGGGCACUCCGCAAGCGCUGAAACUGCCGCUAUUCGAGUAUGGAACGGCAGGGACCUUCGAGUACUUUGCAGCGCACUUGAAGCCACUGUUAUCCUACGCGGCUCUCAAAUCCGACGUACUUCAGUCUUUCCGGAAAGUCGGGAACGCUGUUGUGAUUGUCAAGUUCUUGGAAGAUGUUUUGGCCAUCGAUGGAACCUUGCAGGAGAUCCAGAGUAAGGCGUUUGGGUCACAGCAACUCUCAAACAACCCACGGUCCUCCGCGUCGCUUUCCGCAGAGAACACUGACUCAAUAGCAUCGCCUGAGGAGCAAGCUGCAAUUCAUUUUCAGGAAGCCCUGAAAAUCAAUCAACAAAUCUACGCACCCUCCCCGCCUCCUGCCAUCAUGGAAACAUUCCUCACCUCCCUACGGGAUACAUUGGAGGACGCCGCGGACGAGUGGCAAGCUCAUGGAAGUCUGGAGAAUCCACGUGCCUUCUUUCGUAUAUGGAGUUCGUUGCAGUUCACGUUUUGUGUGCCGAGUGUUGGGGAGGGAAAGUUAGUGAGGGAGCUUUUUGGCGACGGAUUGGCAUGGGCUGGAUGCACAUUUAUCCAUCUGCUCAACCAAACGGAUCUUUUCACCGCAUUCGAUUUCAACUCCCACGUCCUUUCCGCGCAAAAAGCCGACAAGAAAGCCGCGCAUCUCACUUUCGGAUUCGGCAGCUACGGGGGCAACGCGCCCAACCCCGUCACCGGCGAAAAGCCGCCCACAAGCGAUCCGGCAGGGUCGCCGAUCGGCACACCGGCAGCGACAGCAGCUGGGCUGAGAUCGGAUGUGAUACAGUAUCUGGAAAGCGCUGCAUUUUAUCAGAAUGUGAAUGAGGAGGUGUUUGCGACGUUGGUGGGCAUGCAGUCAGUCAUUUGAAAGGCUUCCUUGAUAUUGAACCGGUCAAA
Messenger RNA from Fimicolochytrium jonesii, 4024 nucleotides. Its product is annotated as cytoplasmic fragile-X interacting family-domain-containing protein. The record is from RefSeq and is a predicted model, not a curated record. Gene Ontology annotation, molecular function: RNA 7-methylguanosine cap binding; small GTPase binding. The coding region runs from base 261 to 3995 and encodes 1244 amino acids. The transcript has 27 exons. Gene Ontology annotation, cellular component: SCAR complex. NCBI's taxonomy places the organism in Eukaryota, Fungi, Chytridiomycota, Chytridiomycetes, Spizellomycetales, Powellomycetaceae. Gene Ontology annotation, biological process: regulation of actin filament polymerization; cell morphogenesis; regulation of translation.